Meleagris gallopavo (turkey) is the source of this 1292-nucleotide messenger RNA. RefSeq names its product cilia and flagella associated protein 298 (gene CFAP298). The record is from RefSeq and is a predicted model, not a curated record. NCBI's taxonomy places the organism in Eukaryota, Metazoa, Chordata, Aves, Galliformes, Phasianidae. Gene Ontology annotation, biological process: regulation of cilium movement.
ACGCGCGUGUGUUGCUGCGGACGCGGGGAGGCUGGCAGCUGCUCCAAACGCCUCCCACGCAUGCGCGUCGCGCCUCCGGAGCCACCGCGGGGUCUCGCCGUCGUCUCCCCGCUCGGCCCGGCCCCGCCAUGGUGCGGCUGCACGUGAAGCACGGCGACGAGAGCCAGUUCCUGCUGGAGGCGGCCUGCGGCGCCCGCCUCGCCGAGCUGGCGCCUCUCGUCGCCCGCAUCUACAACGGCAGGCUGAAGGUGCAGCGGUUGUGCGCAGAGAUGCAGGAGCUGGCGGAGCACGGUGUGUACUUGCCGCUCAAUAUGCAAGGGCUGACGGACGAGCAGAUUGAAGAACUGAAAUUAAAGGACGAGUGGGCAGAAAAAUGCGUUCCCAGUGGUGGGAGCGUCUUCAAGAAGGAUGAGAUUGGACGAAGGAACGGACAUGCUCCAAAUGAAAAAAUGCAGCAGGUUAUAAGAAAGACCAUAGAGGAAGCCAAGGCAUUAAUCUCUAGGAAACAAGUUCAGGCCAAUGUAUGUGUUAAUCUGGAGAUGGUGAAAGAUGCAUUGGACCAGCUCCGAGGGGCUGUGAUGAUUGUGUAUCCAAUGGGAUUGCCUCCAUACGAUCCAGUUAGGAUGGAGCUGGAAGAUAAAGAAGACUUGGCAGGAACUCACGCUGGGCUUGAAGUCAUAGAAGAAUCUGAAGUGCAGUUGUGGUGGGCAGGAAAAGAGCUGAAAGAAACAAAGUUGCUUUCCGACUACGUAGGCAGAAAUGAGAAAACAACCAUCAUUGUCAAGAUACAGAAAAAAGGACAAGGAGCUCCAGGACGUGAGCCUCUGAUUAGCCAUGAAGAGCAAAAACAGAUGAUGCUGUAUUACUACAAAAAGCAAGAAGAACUUAAGAAACUUGAAGAGGACGACGACGAUUCAUUUCUAAAUGCUGAGUGGGCAGACAGCCAUGCUUUGAAAAGACAAUUUCAUGGCGUGAAAGACAUCAAAUGGGGGCCAAGAUGAAGCUCCACAAGCACUUUUUGCCUCUUUACACUGUUUGGUUUGCAAAGAGGGUUGUUACUGUGUGUUAGAUUCUUCUGACAGAAGCUGAAGUUGUCACUUCCUUAGCAGAUGCCUGUUUCAGCCUUAGAUUUUUUGAUAUCUGUUUACAUUUCUAUGCAACUUUAGCAGCUCUUGUCUCUGCAAAGAACGGAAUAAAUCCUGUUUGAUUAUUUUAUUAGAAACUUGUAUUUUGAAUAUGUGAUAUUAAUGUAUUUCAUAGGUAAUAUAAGUAAUAAAUGUGUACUAAAAUGG